Aedes aegypti (yellow fever mosquito) is the source of this 1283-nucleotide messenger RNA. Its product is annotated as ceramide-1-phosphate transfer protein. NCBI's taxonomy places the organism in Eukaryota, Metazoa, Arthropoda, Insecta, Diptera, Culicidae. The transcript has 3 exons. Gene Ontology annotation, cellular component: cytosol; membrane; cytoplasm. The record is from RefSeq and is a predicted model, not a curated record. Bases 264 to 902 code for a protein of 212 amino acids. Gene Ontology annotation, molecular function: ceramide 1-phosphate transfer activity; ceramide 1-phosphate binding. Gene Ontology annotation, biological process: ceramide transport; intermembrane lipid transfer.
UUGUUGUUCUUGUUCUUCGAGAUUGCUUUGUUGUUCAUCAAGGCGAAAGGAUCGCCAUCAGCAUUCAGAAACGACAGCAGCAGGCGUAGGGAUCGAGGCGGAUUUUACGUUUACCUAACUGUAAAAGUUGUAAAUAUUAUAGUAGUCCAUUCAUUCGGUAGUUCCUCGUAAACAAAUCGUCGUAGUAAUUCGUCCAUUCAUAAUCAAAAAAACACUCGGAAACGAACCCAAACAAAACAGCCUGUGAUUCGAACAACAAAAAAAUGGCUCAAGAUAAAUUCGAUCUUCAAAAAGUGCACGGAAGCUUCGAACUGUGUUUGGUUGGAAUAGAAACCGACGACGAUGUUUUCCUCGAUCCCUACUUGGAAGCCUUCAAGGAACUGUACAAAUUUUUCUCGCUGAUGGGAACCGUCUUUGGCUUCGUCAGCAGUGACGUCAAGGAGAAGGUGGAAAUCCUGGAGAAGCUCCGGAAGCACGCGGACCACGGUGAACGGUUCGAAACGGUGCGAAAAAUGAUGGACUACGAACGGGACGGCAAUCUGCUGGCCAAGAAGGACUACGUUUCGGGCAGUCGGACAUUGCUACGGCUUCAUCGGGGGCUCGAUUUCAUCUACCUGUUCCUGAAACGGCUCGGCGAGCUGGAAAGCGCCACCGCAAACACCUGCGCCGUUUGCCAAACAGCAUACAACGAAACGCUGGCCCAGUUCCACCCGUGGUUGAUCCGGAAGGGUGCCGUCAUGGCCAUGUACGCCAUGCCCAAUCGGGAUCAGCUGCUGGAGAGGGUCUGUCUGGAUGCGAGUGUGGCGAUAAAGUUGCUUCCGGAGAUGUUGGCCGUUGCUCGACAGGUGUACGAUCGGACGCAAAAUCUUUACACCCUGUACGAUUUGCACGGAUUGCCGUAAGGGGCCGUUUCAAGCUUCCUAUAGCUACAAAAAAGACAGGACCACGCUAGAUGGACAUUUUUGACCGAAUCGGAUGUACAAGUUUCGUUUUAAGCUUUUAUUGUGAUAGCUGGAGUAUUGUUUCGAUUUAAGUUGAACCUAGCCAAAUGUUGAAACCAGUUUUGAACGUAUUUUUAUUUCGUUUUGUUAUUUUUAUCACAGUUCUUUUUAUGCUUCGGUAGACUCUUGUAGAUGUUUGCGAAAAAUGCGUCUGAUCGCUAAUCAAUGUUGCUCAAAGUAAAAAAAAUGCGGCCCAAUUACAAUGGAGAUACAUUCCUACGGUGCACUGAUAUAAUCGCUUAACACUUUGUCGAAUUCAGACGAAUAAAUAACAGAAACUGA